This is a messenger RNA of Dichomitus squalens LYAD-421 SS1, 3795 nucleotides long. RefSeq lists its product as uncharacterized. Gene Ontology annotation, biological process: positive regulation of transcription by RNA polymerase II. Gene Ontology annotation, molecular function: DNA binding; ATP-dependent chromatin remodeler activity; ATP binding. NCBI's taxonomy places the organism in Eukaryota, Fungi, Basidiomycota, Agaricomycetes, Polyporales, Polyporaceae. The transcript has 11 exons. The coding region runs from base 83 to 3382 and encodes 1099 amino acids. The record is from RefSeq and is a predicted model, not a curated record. Gene Ontology annotation, cellular component: nucleus.
UCACCAGGCCCCGCAACCUCAUUUUCCCAACAUCCCCACUCAACAGCAGCUCAACCCCGACAACGCUGUCUUCCGCGAGCGCAUGCUGCAUCUCAUUCAGAUGGAGCAUCAUCCAGAAUCUGCAGCAGCGACAGAGCAUGCAGGAGUAAACGGUCGAGGCUCCAUGGGACCCAUAGCGAAUGGCGUACCCGCCACCAACGGCAACGCUCUGACGUCGGGGCCUGUCACCAACCAACCCUAUCUACAAGCACCGCAAACCCCCGUGUCCUUCACUCCCGACCAAAUCAACGCACUCCGUGCCCAAAUUCACGCCUUCAAGCUCAUCUCCCGCGGCAUGCCUGUACCGGAACAGAUCCAGCAAGCGAUCCGUGUGCCAAACCAGGCCAUCCCUGAUUUGCAAACCCUCCUCCACGGUGCCGAUGUGAAUGCGCGCGUCAUUGACAGCGCAGUCAAGAUCCAUAAGAGCACGAACGGUACGCCUGUCAACGGCGUCGUCGAGCAUCCCCCCGUUGCAGAAGUCACGCCGGCACCCCCGGAGACGAUCAAAGAAGAGGAGAUCGAGGCGGUCGACCCCGAGAAGUUGCCGAAAGGGCCUUUGCUCGAGGAGGACGUCAACUCGGGGAUCUAUCCGUAUAACGCGUACACGCACCCACUCACCUUCCUGAAGUGCGACCCGGACGUGAGUUCCGCGCUGUGGGCGACGAAGAUGCAGCGAUUGCUCGUCCCUUCGGUCAUGCCCGUCGGCCUGGACCCACACCAAGCUAUCGAGGAGCGCAAUGCGUACAUCGACGCACGUAUCGAGCAACGGAUGCGAGAGCUAGAGGCGAUGCCAGCCAUGAUGGGGGACGACGGUCUGGAGAACCCGCUUGACGACGCUGAGAACGCGGAGCCGCAGUCACUCGAGCAGCUUGCCCACGUCCACCCCCCGCCGAACACCCAUGGCAAGCUUCGCGCGCUCAUUGAGCUGAAGGCACUGCGUGUUGUCGACAAGCAGCGGCAGCUACGUGCGUCGGUGGCGGAGCGGCUCAUGCAUGGGACACUGCUCCCGCUGAACCGGGCGGACUUCCGGAGGACGAGGAAGGUUCAGCUGCGCGACAUCCACAAUACGGAGGUCGCAGAGCGCAAACAGCGCAUGGACCGCGAGCGUCGCGCGAAGCAGAAGCACAUCGAGCAGCUGGGCAUCAUCUGCAUGCACGGGCGCGAGGUGCUCGCCGUCGGGCAGGCGGCGCAGGAGCGAGUCACGCGUCUGGGCAAGGCGGUGCUCAGCUUCCACGCGCACACGGAGAAGGAGGAGCAGAAGCGGAUCGAACGGCUGGCGAAGGAGCGUCUGAAGGCGCUGAAGAACGACGAGGAGGAGGCGUACAUGAAGCUCAUCGACACGGCGAAGGACACGCGCAUCACGCACUUGUUGAAGCAGACGGACGCGUACUUGGACUCGCUCGCGCAGGCGGUCGUGGAGCAGCAACGGUCGGAGGGGCACGAGGCGGUGGACUACGACAUGGAGGAGGGCCCGGUGAGCGAGGCGACGUUCGGCGCGAAGGCGUUCAGUCAGGAGGAGGACAAAGGGAAGCUGGACUACUAUGCGGUGGCGCAUAGGCUCAAGGAGAAGAUCUCGGCGCAGCCGAGCAUCCUCGUGGGCGGUACACUCAAGGACUACCAGCUGAAGGGUCUGCAGUGGAUGGUCAGCUUGUACAACAACAAGCUCAACGGUAUCCUUGCAGACGAAAUGGGUCUCGGGAAGACUAUCCAGACGAUCUCGCUCAUCACCUUCCUCAUCGAGUCGAAGAAACAGCGCGGGCCGUACCUCGUCAUCGUGCCCCCGUCGACCAUGACCAACUGGUCGAGCGAGUUCGCGAAGUGGGCGCCGGGUGUGAAGAUGAUCUCGUACAAGGGCAACCCGGCGCAGCGGAAGGUCCUCCAGACGGACCUCCGGACGGGCAACUUCCAGGUCGUCCUGACCACGUACGAGUACAUCAUCAAGGAUCGGAUCCACCUCAGCAGGAUGAAGUGGAUCUACAUGAUCAUUGAUGAGGGUCAUCGCAUAAAGAACACGCAGAGUAAACUGGCACAGACACUCACACAAACAACCUCCCUCCCUGAGCUGUGGGCGCUGCUCAACUUCGCGCUGCCGAAGGUCUUCAACUCCGUCAAGUCAUUCGACGAAUGGUUCAACACCCCGUUCGCGAACUCGGGCACGGGCGACAAGAUCGAGCUGAACGAAGAAGAGGCACUACUCAUCAUUCGUCGUCUGCACAAGGUGCUGCGUCCGUUCUUGCUUCGUCGUCUGAAGAAGGACGUAGAGUCGGAGCUGCCGGACAAGGUCGAGAAGGUGAUCAAGGUCCGCAUGUCGGCGUUGCAGUCGCAACUGUACAAACAGAUGAAGAAGUACAAGAUGAUCGCGGACGGCAAGGACGCCAAAGGCAAACCGGGUGGCGUCAAGGGUCUGAGCAACGAGCUGAUGCAACUGCGGAAGAUUUGCCAGCACCCGUUCUUGUUCGAAAGCGUCGAGGACAGGGUCAACCCGAGCUCGAUGAUCGACGACAAGCUCAUUCGGAGCUCGGGCAAGAUCGAGCUGCUCUCGCGAAUCCUGCCGAAGUUCUUCGCUACGGGCCACAGAGUCCUCAUCUUCUUCCAGAUGACGAAGGUCAUGGAUAUCAUGGAGGACUUCCUCAAGAUGAUGGGCUGGAAGUACCUCCGUCUCGACGGUGGUACGAAGACCGAAGACCGUGCAGGUCAUGUCCAGCUCUUCAACGCUCCCAACUCCGAGUAUAAGGUCUUCAUCCUCUCGACUCGUGCUGGUGGUCUUGCCCUCAACUUGCAGACCGCCGACACUGUCAUAAUUGAUUGGAACCCCCAUGCGGAUCUACAGGCGCAGGACCGUGCUCACCGUAUCGGUCAGACUAAGGUUGUCCGUAUCCUGCGGUUCAUCACGGAGAAGAGUGUCGAGGAGUCGAUGUUUGCACGCGCUCGGUACAAGCUCGACAUCGAUGACAAGGUCAUCCAGGCUGGUCAUUUCAACAAUAAGUCGACCCAGGAGGAGUUCUUGCGUUCUAUUCUUGAAGCCGAUCAAGAGGAGGAGAACAAGGAGGCCAGCGACAUGAACAACGACGAGAUCAACAAGAUCAUCGCCCGUUCGGACGAGGAGGCUGUGAUCUUCCACGAGAUCGAUGUUCAACGCGAACGCGAGGCUCUGGAGAAAUGGCAGUGCGCUGGUAACCGCGGCAAGCCCCCACCGCCCCUCAUGCAACUCGAAGAACUUCCGGAGUGCUACCGGGCGGAUGAGCCAUUCGCCGAGUCUGACGCUAUCGAUGAGUCAGAGGUUGUGGACGCCAUUGUUGUAAUGCUACAUGUAUGUACGAAUCAGACGAGACCUGGUAUGUAAGCUAGCGCUACAGCAUGUACUCUGCAUCAGGGAUUAUGCAAUUAUGCGGGGGAAACCUAAGUUGGUAAGCAGAAGAAGGAUGUCGACAGCUAUGCCGUAGAGUCGGGAAUAUGAGACGUGAUAUAUUGUAAGUCGAGCACAGAGAGAAGAGAUGAUGGGGUGAUAACCAUUGAUGAUUCUGAAACGGAAGGGACUUGACUGCUGUGAUCGGAGGGACCAUCACUUGCGGUGUGCAUGAGUAGCAAGGGGAGCUGUGCUGGGGACAAAGCAUCCAGUGAUUCGGACAAAAACUCGGUAUGUAUGGGAGGACCAAAGGCCGUGAGAUCUCCGUGGGUCAGUUCCGGACCCGUAUCGUUGUCUAUCGUGGCAAUUGUGUUAUCGGAAUAUUGUUCCUGCGCGGGCAUGUCAGCGUC